Pistacia vera is the source of this 544-nucleotide messenger RNA. RefSeq lists its product as uncharacterized. The coding region runs from base 5 to 499 and encodes 164 amino acids. The transcript has 3 exons. Lineage: Eukaryota; Viridiplantae; Streptophyta; Magnoliopsida; Sapindales; Anacardiaceae. The record is from RefSeq and is a predicted model, not a curated record.
AGUAAUGGCAUUCUUGAUUUUCCCAAAGAGAAAACUAUUCAUCUUAACAUCCAUUUCCAUAGCCAUACUUAGCUGCUGCCACUCAGGAUAUGCAGAUGAAAACCCAGCUGAACGGGUUGCACAAGCCUUGUGGUGUUUCAACAAUAGAUUUAUUUACAGUGGUUGUGAUGAGGCAUAUAGAUUGAACGAGAGUGGAAUCUUAAAUGUGCCUUUUGAAGCUACUGAUUCCUUCUGUCGUGGACCUUGCUUAGCUGAAACACAUUAUGUGCUGAAUUGUGUUGAUAGAGUAUUAUCAAACUUCAUCUUCUCCAAUAAGGCCACUGUUCGCGACAUCAGAACCGCUGUCAAUAUGGGUUGCAGCUACAGCACCCAAAGAGGCAACUUCAACUGGGCAAGGUAUAUUCAAGGAGUGACAGGCAGUGCACAGAAAGUUGCAAAUUUCAACACCUUCAAUGCCGCCUUUGCAAUACUUGCAGGGACUUGUUUCUUGAUGUUAUAACUUUCUGUAAUGUUAAAAAUACGCCUGAGACUGGUUUAUGUGAUG